Caenorhabditis remanei is the source of this 708-nucleotide messenger RNA. RefSeq lists its product as uncharacterized. The record is from RefSeq and is a predicted model, not a curated record. The transcript has a single exon. NCBI's taxonomy places the organism in Eukaryota, Metazoa, Nematoda, Chromadorea, Rhabditida, Rhabditidae. The coding region runs from base 1 to 708 and encodes 235 amino acids.
AUGUUUAUCUUGUCCUUGUUGUUUGCUGGUGCUCGUGCACUAUCAAUUCUGACAAAAACCAAUCCUGCGUCAAGAUAUAAUCUACUCAAUAUUCCAUCUGAAACAAAUAUACAUGUCAAUUUUCAAGGAUAUGACACUAGCGGUCGCCCAAUGAUGAAAACAUUCACAAAAUUUGAAGAAACGCUGGUAGAUUCCGACAAUAGCAUACAUGUAAUCAAUCCAGAUUGUAGUUUUGAUGUCAUUGCCCCCAAGGAUUUACUAAUGCAUUGCCGUGGACGUUUGAUGCGCAUCCGGAACCGCAGUGUGCAAUUGUUAGAUCAAUUUUCAGAUGCAUUCACGUAUGACCAUGUUCAACGACUAACCUACGUCUAUCGUCAACGAAACAUUUUUGUACUGCAGCCAAAUAGAACACUUCCAUCUUGUUGUGUGGAUGACCUUCGAGAUUUUAAUGUAGCUGAUGGCGUUUUGACAAUUUUACAUACAAACGGGACGAUUACACACAAUGGAACAGUCUUGGCACGUGUUGACCCAGCGCUUUAUAGUCGACUUCCAAUUUUUGCAACCAAAGAUUUUAGAAUGAAGACACCCCCGUGUGAGGAAAAUAGUAUAAAUUACGUGGCUGUAGUUGUGAUAGUCACCAUUCUUGUUGCUAUAAUCGAGUCAUGUGGCCGUCUACUACUUCUAGCCAAGACCAAACUAACUGGCUAG